CACUGCAUAUUUAUACACUCGGAAAAUGCAUGUGGAAUGAUAUUGAAGGUGGAAAGGAAGUAAUUAAAGAAGCUGUUGAGAUUCUGAAUAUUUCAAAGAAAUUGAUUGAGAUUACGCAUGGAGAGGGAAACAUGGUCCUGGAGAAUGUCAAAGGACUAUUAGAAAUGGCCGAGAAAGAAUGUGAACGUGAAUGA
Molecule: messenger RNA, 194 nt
Organism: Acaulospora morrowiae
Lineage: Eukaryota; Fungi; Glomeromycota; Glomeromycetes; Diversisporales; Acaulosporaceae
Source: the annotation of a GenBank genome assembly